ACCAGAUAUCCAAUCAACAAUAACAUCCCCUAAGGCCUUAAAGUUCAAAUUUAAACCCAUUUCUUUGUUUGUUGUUGCAAAUGGCAUGGAUUCGUAGACUCUUUGAACCCAAAGCCCGACCCCCAACUCAACCCUCAACCGGACCAAGUCAGAGCACCGAGCAGCCUGCCGCGGCUCAAAGGCGGAAAGGGACUGCUUCACCGCAAGGAUCCUCUUCCCCCACUCGGACGACACCACCUAAAUCCCCAUCGCGUUCCUCUCCGAGCCGCAAGGCUCGUUCUCCUCCUGCUCAGUCUCCAUCACGUUUGGCACCACCUCCUACUACUCUUGCGGAGGAUGCCCCUCCGUUAGGAGGAGAAUCCUCGGCUAAAGUGCACCCAACGCCAGAUGUGGUGGGAAUUCCUCCCCCACCGUCAUCUCCUACUACUCGGGGUCCCCCUUUUUUAGGAGUAGAUUCCUCUGAAAAAGUGCACUCAGCACCUGAAUCCCCAUCCCCAUCUAGGCCUUCUUCACGGCCACCCACACCACCCCGUUCCUCUCCGAGCCGAAAGCCUCGUUCUCCUCCUCAGUCUCCAUCACGUUUGACACCACCUCCUACUACUCUUGCGGGGGAUGCCCCGCCGUUAGGAGGGGAAUCCUCUGCUAAAGUGCACUCAGCACUAGAGGCGGUAGGAAUUCCUCCCCCACCGCUCACCACCCAAACACUAGUUUCGGUUCCUGAUGGUGAAGUUAAGGCUAGCCAAACAGCAGUUCAUGAAACCAUUUCAAAAGAAAAAGAGCGUAUUCAGCCACCUGACACCACCAUACCACCUUCCAUAGUAUCUCAAAAAACGGCUGGAGCCCUCACAGAUACCGCCCAGGCCAAGCAACCUUCUAAUAAUCAAGAAUCUGAUGGACUUUCUGUGGGUAGCAGCCAUAGAGCAGCUCCAGAAACUGUAUCAGAGCUUCAACAGACACCUGAAAAGACAUUACCACCCCUCAUAGUAUCAGAAAAAUCAACUGCUUCCCUCACAGAAAGACAUCAAGAGACCGCCCCACCUCCUCCGACCUCAGACACAACCAUGGGAAACAACAACCGAGAAUCUCUUGGGAUUUUUAUGGUUUCAAACGUCCUAAGAGAUAAGGAGACACUGCCAGAGACAGGGGGGGAUGAUCGCAAUCAUAUUGAAGCAAAACAUGAAAUGGCAGAGGAACAGACUGCAAAAAAGCAGCCAGAAUCAAAGGAACCGCAAGAGGAGGCGGGGCAUACAGAGAAGGCAUCCAAUUCUGAUGGACCAGAAACUAGAGAAGUGAACAAUGGUAAACAGGAGAACGACAAGAAGCUGAAGCAGCAAGUGUUUAUUCAGAAGACAGAUAAAAGGGAGAUGCAAUCAUCCAUGGAAUAUGUGCUCGGGGCAGUAAAAGUGAUAACGCUUGCAGGCGAUAACAAAGGGGCAUCCAUGCAACUAGGCUUCGACCCGUCGUCUAAGAAGGAGCGUCCCAUCCACAUCCACAGAGCUUAUAAAUCAAACCACGGUGACCACCGCAUUGUCGACAAGGAAGCGAUCAUCACCACUGAUAUAGAAGAGGCGGGAAGAAAAUCCAACAGCCAAGAAACCAACCAAGAACAGGAAGUUCUGGCUGUUUAUGUCAACUCCAACGUUCAAGGACUGAACAAUGCGAUCCUGGUAGACUGCACAAUCACAGAAAGAAACCCUGGGGUGAGUAUGCACAUACCAUCAUGUUUGCAAACAGAACCUGUGAACUCAAAUGACGAAACAGCCCCCAUUCGAACUCACGAGGCUGUUCAGUUGAAAAAACUUGCACAUGAGGCACAACCUACUCUUAGAAGGAGGUGCCUUAGAGGUCUUCUUUUGGAGAGUGAUUCUGAAACAGAUAGUAACCCUUCAAAGCGCCCUCGUCGCCAUGGUUGUCGUGUUGGUUGCAAGGAUAAGUAGAUAGUAAUAAUACUAACAUGUGUACAUAAAAGUUACACCUACUGGAUUGAUCAAAUGGUGGAAUUGUAAUAAGAUGGCACUUUCAUUACAAAGAUUGUGUUUUUUAGAAGUCGUUUCAAGAAAGGCUCAAAGUCUAAAACAUACGUAGCGUACAAAAUUCUCAAAUAAAACUAAUUAUGU
This is a messenger RNA of Cuscuta europaea, 2117 nucleotides long. NCBI's taxonomy places the organism in Eukaryota, Viridiplantae, Streptophyta, Magnoliopsida, Solanales, Convolvulaceae. The record is from the annotation of a GenBank genome assembly.